AUGACCAACACUAAGUCUUCAGCUCUAAUCUCGGGCAACACCGACUCGUCAUACAGAAAAACUCACUUCAUACUACCGGUAACGUUUUUUGAUAUUUCGUCUAAUUUGAGGUUACUCAACGAAUGUCGACCAGCAGCAAUCAAAAUUGUCGAUUGUGAUAAAUAUCCUUGGUAUUAUAAGAAUUAUAAAGUCAAUACUUCAAAAAACCAAACAGCGACACAAGCAGAUAGUCAAAUUCUUAAUAGUGAAUUUAUUGCUGAUAAGGUCAUACAUAACAAAACAGUCUUGAUCAAUACAGAAGGGAACAAUUUUGAAGAACCAAAAAGCACGAAAAAGAGCAAAAAGCGCAAAUCGCUUUUUAUCUCAUUACGAAACAAUAUGCCACAUUAUACAUCUAAAGCAGAUAUAGAAAAAAAUAAAGCACUGCAUAAACAAAAUAUAACAAAAAUCGAUUUUAAAAGAAAUGUUGGAUUAGUAGGAUUGAAAAUAAAACCUCGCAUCGGAGUUGGUAAGCCAAUAGCAUACAAAGAUGUUGCUCAUAAGCGGAAUACUACAUCAAAAACGGAUGGAGAUAUAAUUGAAGUUGAUAGUUAUAUAUUAGGAAUCGACAAAGCUUUAAAUAGUGUUGGUACUGUUAUUGUACCACUUAAUAAUGAGGCGGACGGCAAAAAUGAAAUUGGAGAAAUAACAAAACCAUUACGAGCUCAACAUACAAAAAGUUAUCUAAAAAAAUUGAAAAAACAAGCACGAAAAGAAAGGAGAAUAAGAGAAAGAUUAGCAAAGAAACAGUUAUAUCAAAGUAACCUUAUUGGAAAGUUAAUCACUAGAGAUGUGAAUGAAAUUGUAAAGGAUAAUGUUUCCAUUCCUAGCGUGUCAAUUACGAAACGUAGUAACGUAAAAGAUAAAACAAAAACGAAUAAAUAUUUAAACGAUUUAAAAAAGAAAACUUCUGAUAUUAAACUCCAAUCGUGUACUCUUUCUAUUGAAGGUUUUACAAAUGAAAAAAACAGUGAUUGUUUGAAUGAGCCUGCUAUAGAACAUGUAGAAAGAGAGUUAUCGCAAAGUAAACCAUCUUCGACACCUGUUGAUCCUGGUAUAAAGUCUCCAGUAUUUCCUUGUAAUAAACUAACACCCAAGGGCGGUUUUGCUCAAGUGAAAUCUAAUAAAACUAUACCACAAUGCGAAAUAUUACCUGAAAAGUUUAAUGUUAAUGGUACUAUAAAUAUUUAUGAUAAUAACAACACUACAAAAACUCCGAUCUUAGAAUCAGAAACUAAAAGUGUUGCUAUACGCGAUGUAGCUCGGAGUACAUCACAAGAUUCUCUAAAGAGUAUUGUUAUAAGUAAUGUCGUGAGCGUAUUCAAUAACAAGGGGAUUAAAAAUAUGGAUUGUACUACAAUACAUGAUGACCUUAAACAAGGUAAAGAAUCUAAUACAUCAUGUGAUAAUAUAUCUAAUAUUGCCGUCAGUACUAAUGGACCAAUGCCUAAGAAUCAAGAUGAAAUGCAAGAUACAAAUAAAGGAUCAGAAAAUACUGAUAAAUAUCCGGUAUCAAAUAAUAUAACUUCCACAAUCUUAUCCGGAAGUAUACCGAGUACAAAUAGAAAAUUUGAUUACAAAGUAUUACAACAACAACAUGAAAGUAACAAUCAUCCUUCUCAUAUACUACCGCCACAAACACGAAUUGGAUUUCGGCCAGCUUCAAAUACUUCAAAAAAGCCGAGAAAAAAUAAUGCCCCAGCAAAUUUAAUUAACUAUUAUAAAUCUUUUUCAUCUCGUUAUUGUCCUAAUUUUAUAUCUAAUAUUUGUGUGCCGUGUCCUGACGCUCAGAAAGCAAAAUUUGAACAAUUUAAGAAAAUACACAAAAACUUGAAUCACAAGGCCCCACCACAACACACAACCACACCAUCACCUUUGACGAAUAUGUUGAACACAUAUUGGCCGUAUUGGCCACCACCUCCGCCUCCGCCUCCGCCACCACCUCCACCGCCGCCACCGCCACCACCUCCUCAUCAGGGUCAAAAUAAUGAGACACAGAGUAAUGAACGAAAUCAACCAACGAAAGUAAAAGUUAUGAAUAUCCAAAUUUUGACCGGUACAGAUAGGGUAAACAAAAGCCUUACUCUUCCUGAUAACUCUGUGCUUAGUAAUAACAACCAGAAUAUAAAUAGGGCAAAUUUACAAGUUUUAUCUAAAACAUCUACGGAGACACCAGCGCAACCGGUAAACAGUAAAUCUGAAAUGUUUGAAGAAUUAGAAAAAGAAAUGAUGUCGAUACAUAAAGAUAUUUCGAAAGAAGAUCCAGCACCAAAGUUAACACAUAUUAUUAAUAUUUGUGAACGCCCUAAAAUUGGGACAGAAAAAAUAACAUCUGACAGCGUCACACUAUCGGGGCAAAGUUUCCCUAAUAUUUUAUCACAUAAACCUAAAUGUCUUAAAAGAAAUUGUCCCAAUCAAUUAAGCUUACAACAAUGCAAUUUCUGUUCUCAUCGUAUGCUUAAUGAAAACUAUUCGAAUUCGAAAUCGCCAAAUGAAACCAGUAAAUGUCACUUGUCGUGUACCCAAAAGUUAUUAGCUAAAAACAAUCGAUCAAUAAACGAAAACAAUAAUACAACAAAUAAAAGCCCGCUUGCUUUUUUGUAUGGAAAGAAAGUCAGUAGUCAUAAACCUAAGAUAGCUCCAGUUAAACUUAAAGAAAGACCGUCGACCAUAAUAAACAAAACCAAUAAUUUUACUCGCGGUGGCAUUGAAAAGAAAGUUUCAAACGAGUCAAUCAAAACAAACAAAGGUUAUUCUCCUCCUAUUUUGCCAAUACCAACAUAUGAAAAUUCGCUCGAGAUUCUAUAUUUAAGUAAUCCUGGACCCCAAUCUCAAUCGGUAAUAUAUUCUCACAAAAAUGAUCCUGUGAAGAAAGCUAAUGCUACACUCGAUAAAGACGGCAACAAUAAAAGCACUAAAAAGGAAAAGCUACACGAAAACAGUGCGAUGAAAUCCAAGAUAUCUUUGGAUGAAUACAAGGAGAGGUCUAAAUCUGAAUAUAAAGUUAAGUCUAAUGUACGUUUUGAAGGCACAGCAGAUACUUUGUCAUAUAAACGUCGUAAAUAUAAAAAUCCAACGAAGACCGCAAAAUCAUGUAGUAAUAAUGUAAACACUCAUUCUGAGCAAGAUCUUGGCUAUGAUUCUGAUUUUACUAUCAUACUAUGA
Diatraea saccharalis (sugarcane borer) is the source of this 3204-nucleotide messenger RNA. The record is from the annotation of a GenBank genome assembly. NCBI's taxonomy places the organism in Eukaryota, Metazoa, Arthropoda, Insecta, Lepidoptera, Crambidae.